Messenger RNA from Eruca vesicaria subsp. sativa (arugula), 2229 nucleotides. The record is from the annotation of a GenBank genome assembly. Lineage: Eukaryota; Viridiplantae; Streptophyta; Magnoliopsida; Brassicales; Brassicaceae.
CGAAACUGCAGACAUGGGAAGAAAAGUAAAGAACGCUCUUCUUUCCAUCUUUGGAUAUAAAUAAAAAGCUGGUCAUUAAGUGCAAACAGAGAGCACUUCAAGCUUACACUCAUUAAUACUCCUCCCAUACUCCCCACAGGUGCCGUGCAAUCAUUCUCUUCUCCUUUUACCCUUUUCUCAAAAGUCAAAACUUAUCUUCUCCUCCGCCAUCUCCGCCGCUGAUUCUGCCACCGUCACCGUCGACCUCUAUCUUGAACAAAGGAUUAUGGACGAAAAGGAUAUGUAUACAGAAGAUGGAACUGUUGAUAUUCACAAAAACCCUGCUAAUAAGAAGACAACCGGAAACUGGAAAGCUUGCCGCUUCAUCCUCGGUAACGAGUGCUGUGAAAGAUUGGCAUACUAUGGAAUGGGAACUAACCUCGUGAACUAUCUUGAAAGCCGUCUCAAUCAAGGCAACGCUACUGCUGCAAAUAACGUCACUAACUGGUCUGGAACAUGUUACAUAACUCCUUUGAUUGGUGCCUUUCUCGCUGAUGCUUAUCUUGGACGUUACUGGACUAUUGCAACUUUUGUUUUCAUCUAUGUCUCCGGUAUGACUCUUUUGACAUUAUCAGCUUCAGUUCCAGGACUUAAACCUGGCAACUGCAACGGCGACACGUGUCACCCGAACUCUGGCCAAACAGCUGUAUUCUUUGUUGCGCUUUACAUGAUAGCCCUUGGAACAGGAGGUAUAAAACCUUGUGUUUCCUCCUUUGGAGCUGAUCAGUUUGAUGAGAAUGACGAAGGUGAGAAGCUGAAGAAAAGCUCUUUCUUCAACUGGUUUUACUUCUCCAUCAACGUUGGAGCUCUUGUUGCUGCCACUGUUCUUGUCUGGAUUCAAAUGAACGUUGGUUGGGGAUGGGGUUUCGGUGUUCCGACAGUGGCUAUGGUUAUUGCUGUUGUGUUUUUCUUCUUGGGGAGUCGUUUUUACAGGCUUCAGAGACCUGGAGGGAGUCCACUCACAAGGAUCUUUCAGGUUAUAGUUGCUGCUUUUAGGAAGGUGAGUGUUAAGGUUCCAGAGGAUAAGUCUCUGCUCUUUGAGACUGCAGAUGAUGAGAGUAAUAUCACAGGUAGCAGGAAGCUUGAGCACACAGACAAUUUAAUGUUUUUCGACAAGGCAGCGGUUGAGAGUCCAUCAGACAGCAUCAAAGACGGUGCGGUGAAUCCAUGGAGACUCUGCUCAGUAACACAAGUGGAAGAACUCAAAUCCAUAAUCACUCUUCUUCCAGUAUGGGCCUCAGGGAUAGUCUUUGCCACAGUGUACAGCCAAAUGAACACAAUGUUUGUCUUACAAGGAAACACAAUGGACCAACACAUGGGGAAAAACUUCGAAAUCCCAUCAGCUUCCCUCUCGCUUUUCGACACGGUCAGUGUACUCUUCUGGACUCCUGUCUACGACAUGUUCAUAGUCCCGUUCGCUAGAAAGUUCACACGUCAAGAACGUGGCUUCACUCAGCUUCAACGUAUGGGAAUAGGUCUAGUGAUCUCAAUCUUUGCCAUGGUCACUGCUGGUGUCUUGGAGGUCGUGAGGCUCGACUACGUCAGAACCCACAACGCUUAUGAUGAUAAGAAGAUCCCCAUGUCGAUUUUCUGGCAGAUACCUCAGUAUUUACUUGUUGGGUGUGCUGAAGUUUUCACCUUUAUAGGUCAGCUUGAGUUUUUCUAUGACCAGGCUCCUGAUGCUAUGAGAAGUCUCUGCUCUGCUUUGUCUUUGACUACGGUUGCGCUUGGGAACUACUUGAGUACGGUUCUUGUAACGGUUGUGAUGAGAUUGACUAAGAAGAAUGGUAAACCGGGUUGGAUACCGGAUAACUUGAACCGGGGGCAUUUGGAUUACUUCUUCUACUUGUUGGCGGCUCUGAGUUUCAUUAACUUCUUGGUUUACCUUUGGAUCUCCAAACGCUACAAGUACAAGAAAGCUAUAGGUCGAGCACAUUGAAUGAAAGAAACUGGCUUCAAGUGUUGAGAUUCUUCACAGGGUUACAGUGUUGGUUUAGGUUUUGUUUGAUGUUACUUAAAGUAUUUGCUUGUAAUUUUUAAAAUGUAGAUAUAAGUGGUGUAGUUGUUGAUGAUUUGGGUUUGGGUUUGGGUUUGGUUUUGAUAAUUGUAUUUUGUGUGUUUAAUAAAUAAUAGGACACUUGUCUGUAAGAUGUUUAUUUGAUUAAAGAAAGAGUUCGAAACUUUGGGACA